Fusarium tjaetaba is the source of this 213-nucleotide messenger RNA. RefSeq lists its product as uncharacterized. The record is from RefSeq and is a predicted model, not a curated record. Bases 1 to 213 code for a protein of 70 amino acids. Lineage: Eukaryota; Fungi; Ascomycota; Sordariomycetes; Hypocreales; Nectriaceae. The transcript is spliced from 2 exons.
AUGGCUCCCAACUCUAAGCGCCGCUUCUCCCUCAGUGCCCUCUCUCCCGCAUCACGGAGAUACAACAAGGUCAUGAGCGAUAGACCCGACAAUCGUCGAUCUAUCGACACUACAGCCACUACCUCUACAUUGGGCGGCAUGCCUGUCGUUGAGGUCGAGAGCCACCUUGUUGACCCGGCGUAUCGCUGGACAACUGCCAAUCGAAUUGGGUAG